AAAAAAAUUAAUAUUUUCAUAAAAAGUUUAAUAGUUUCAAAAAGAAAAAUGUGUUUAAGCAUAAGCUAAUAAGAUUUCUUGGUGUUUACAGGAAUAAUAGCAAGUGUUAUUAUUUCAUCAAUGAAUAUUUAUGAAUUUAUAUUACUCAGCUAAGAAGGAGAGACAAAAGCUCUGUAUGCUAUUAUAUGGACUUGGAUUAUAUCUAAAAUACUAUCUUUACCAUCAUAAAAAUGUAGAAUAAAGUGUGAAGAAUUGAUGAUUUAACUUCUAGGAUUUAUUUUUUAAUGUGAGUGGUAUUUCAACUAUCAGGACACUAAAAAUACAAUCAAUAGGCUGCUUAAAUAGCUGCUAUUUAUAACAAUACCUACCUUGGUGGUUAAUAUAUAUUUGCUUUCUGAUUUAAACAGAAAUAUUACGCAUUGCUAUUACAUAAUUAUGAUUUUUAUGACUUUUACUAUUUUGUGGCUUCAAAUUAUUUAUUAAGUUAUGGAUUCAUAACUUUCAGUACCUGAUCAAACAUUCACAAGGAUAUUCUCAAUGUUCUCCAAUUUUUGCUUUUACUACCUGUUUGUUCAAACAAUAUUUUAUUAAUAAUAUAUUUGCAUAAGUCUCAUGAUAAUAAAUGCUUUAGUAGGAGUUUUAGAUUUUUGGUUUUUUAGAUAUUAAAGACGCAUCGAAGAGUGGUAGGAAGAUAUACAAAUAAAUAUAUUUUCUUACAUAUUCUAGAUAAAUAUAAAUAACUUUUAAACAUUUCCUAAAAACUGUAGAAACUUAAAUUUACCAAGUUGGGAGUAGAUUUUGAGACUUGCUGUUUAGUAAAUUAAUAUAAUUGUUUUCUUUAUUGUUAAGCUUACUUGCUUUCCUUUAAUCAUUCAACUAGACAAAGCAUUUUAUGUGUAUUUUGCUUUGAGCAUCCCAUAAUUUUAUUUACUUGGAAUUAACUUAUACUAUAAAUUGGUUAAACAUGAAAGAGUAUCCGCAAAAUUGUGUUUGAACUAAGACAAAUUUAUCAUAAAUAACUAAUUAUACGAAGCUUUAAAAGACAGAUUUACUUAUAAUUAUGAGUUAGAUGUCAUGAUUAACAUAAACAAUAUUGAAGAAUUGAAUUCAUAUUAGUUUGGAGAAAAUGUGAAGACUUUACAAAAAUUCAUGGCUUUUGCUUACAAAUAUUCAUUAAAUAGCGCUAUGCUAUCUAUUCAAAGUUAAGAUUAGUAAUUAUAAAUUUAUUUAACAUUGAAUAAAACACUAAUUGAAGGAGAAUAAAAAAUACAGGUUUCUAAUUAAUUCUUUAAAAACAAUCUAAACAUUAAUUUAUUAGGAUAUCUAAGACAAAUACUUGUUUUAGACAAUUCUUAUUAGGUAGAUUUGGUUUGCCCUAUCCAAAAAAUGAAUGAAGCUGAACAUUUACUAAUAACAACUCAGCAAUACAAUCAUAAUGUAUUCACAGUUAACAAAAUCAAAAAUGAUAUAUUAAAUGAACAGCUUAUUUAAAUAACCGCGAAUAACUUUCAAAUUAUGGCAUUUUAUAAAAAUAUUAAAUAAUUUAUACCAAUAAACCCAAGUCAUUUAUUGUUUGAUUUAUAUAACGAAUGA
Tetrahymena thermophila SB210 is the source of this 1593-nucleotide messenger RNA. Its product is annotated as transmembrane protein, putative. The record is from RefSeq and is a predicted model, not a curated record. Lineage: Eukaryota; Ciliophora; Oligohymenophorea; Hymenostomatida; Tetrahymenidae. The transcript has a single exon.